AUUAACGGUUGUGCCGAGGUGGGUGGCAAAAAUCGGCCCGACUGCGGUAUCCCAGUCUAGGAGGUGUCCGGUUUCGCUGAUUGACGCAACCUUCGCGUUUUCGACCCGCGGAUCCUUCCAAUUGCUCGAUUUUCUCAUAUUUCUGACAUCUCGCGAUGAGCCGGCGGCAAAGUUUUGUCGGUAACCAGAUCCAGGAUCAAGUCUGUCAUUUUACUCCACCAAUUCACUCCUAUCAGCCUGAUUCUGUCACUAAACACGGUCAUUAUUUGGCUAACGGAGUAAAACAAAACAGCAAAACUUUGGAGUAAAUCAAUACUGAAAGUGGACGGUUUGGCGGGGCGACGCUGGCGGCAUCUCGCCUUCAAACCUUCCUACUUUUGGACAAAUUUCAGCCAAUUGGUCAGGAUUUGGCUACUAAAUUUGAAAAUAUCCCGACAUGUGGGACUCCACAAUUUUUUUAAGCUCUCUCACUCCUAAAUUUUACGUUGCUUUAACAGGAACGUCAUCACUGAUUUCAGGACUUAUACUGUUAUUCGAAUGGUGGUAUUUUCGAAAAUACGGUGCAUCAUUUAUAGAACAAGUCUCCCUUAACCACAUAUCACCAUGGAUCGGUGGAACUGAAACUAACACAGAUACAGCCAACAUUCCAAGCAUCACUAUUACUCCUACACAACAAAAUGUGCCAGAGUGCAAAGUAUGGAGGAAUCCAUUAAAUCUGUUUAGAGGUGCAGAAUACCAGAGAUUUUUUUGGGUCUCCAAAAAAGAACCUUUAACAUAUUAUGACAUGAAUUUGUCAGCACAAGACCACCAAACAUUUUUUACAUGUGAGGCCGACGCCGGUAGAGCCGAAUAUGAAAUAAUGCAAACUGCAUGGCGGGAAAGAAACCCAUCAGCUCGUGUGAAAGCUGCACACGACGCUUUAGAGAAAAAUAGUGAGUGUGCUCCUGCUUAUAUUUUGCUAGCAGAAGAAGAAGCGACAACAAUAUUACAAGUAGAAUCAGUAUUAAAACAAGCUUUAAUUUAUGCGGAAGCUAGUGUUCAAAACUCGACGAAUGAAGCCAUGCACCGGAGAGAUACUAAUGUUCUUAUUUAUAUAAAAAGGAGACUGGCAAUGUGUUCACGUAAAUUAGGGAGACUAAAGGAAGCUGCUAAGAUGUUCAGGGAUCUGACAAAGGAAGUCCCUCCUAUAAUGAAUGUUUUAAACAUUCAUGAAAAUUUAAUUGAAGUCCUUUUAGAAAUGGAAGCCUAUGCUGAUGUUCAAGGUGUUCUGGCAAAAUACGAUGACAUUAGCUUGCCUAAGUCCGCCACAAUAUGCUACACAGCAGCACUUUUAAAAGCUAGGGUUGUAGCCGAUAAGUUUUCUCCUGAAGUGGCUAGCAAAAGAGGAUUAACACCUGCAGAGUUAACAGCAGUUGAAGCAAUUCACAGAGCUGUUGAAUUCAACCCUCAUGUCCCAAAGUACCUUUUAGAAAUGAAACCUCUAAUCCUUCCUCCGGAACAUGUAUUAAAAAGGGGUGAUUCAGAAGCAAUCGCUUAUGCUUUUUUUCAUGUCAACCAUUGGAAAAAGGUCGAAGGGGCUUUAAAUCUUUUACAUUGUACCUGGGAGGGAACAUUCAGGAUGCUUCCUUACCCCCUCGAAAGGGGCCAUCUAUUUUAUCCUUAUCCAACAUGCACUGAAUGUGCAGACAGAGAGCUUUUACCAGCAUUUCAUGAUGUGAGCGUUUAUCCGAAAAAAGAGCUUCCAUUCUUUAUACUUUUUACUGCAGGCCUAUGUUCUUUUACUGCUCUAUUGGCACUUUUAACUCAUCAAUAUCCGGAACCGAUGGGUGUUUUUGCAAAAGCGAUAGUCAGCGGUUUAUCAAUGCCAUUUUAUUACCUCCUAGAUAAAAUGCAAGUGAUUCUGCCCUCGAAUAUUCUUCUUCAGUUGUCCCGUAUUUAGCAAGGAUUCACAUUUGGAGGAGAUUUCAUCUGUUCGCCGCAAGAUUUAAAGAUCAGGACUUCUUUAACAAAUGACAAAAUGUACAAAAAUAAAGAUUUUAAUUUAUAUA
Molecule: messenger RNA, 2048 nt
Organism: Cimex lectularius (bed bug)
Lineage: Eukaryota; Metazoa; Arthropoda; Insecta; Hemiptera; Cimicidae
Product: protein ST7 homolog
Exons: 13
Coding region: 437-1939 (500 amino acids)
Molecular function (GO): protein binding
Source: RefSeq, a predicted model, not a curated record